GCGUGUCCCGCCCCGCACACGGCGGCGCCGCCCCGGGGGUGGCGCUGGGGACACGCCGGGGUCCCGCACCCCCUCCCCGCGUGUCCCCGCCCUGUCCCCGCCGGGGCCAUGAAGGUGAAGGUGAUCUCCGUGCUGGAGGACAAUUACAUGUACCUGGUGAUCGAGGAGAGCACCCGCGAGGCCGUGGCCGUGGACGCCGCUGUCCCCAAAAGGCUGCUGGAGAUCGUCAGGAAGGAGGACGUGGUGCUCAGGGCCAUCCUCACCACCCACCACCACUGGGACCACGCCAGGGGCAAUGAGGAGCUGGCCCAGCUGCUGCCAGGCCUGCGGGUGUUCGGGGCUGACGAGCGCAUCGGGGCCCUCACGCACAAGGUCACCCACGGCCAGGAGCUCACGUUCGGGGCCAUCAGGGUGAGGUGUCUCUUCACCCCGUGCCACACCUCGGGCCACAUGUGCUACUUCAUGUGGGAGGACGAUUCCCCGGACGCUCCAGCUCUUUUCUCAGGUGACACCCUGUUCGUGGGGGGCUGUGGGCAGUUCUUCGAGGGGACAGCAGAGCAGAUGCACACCAACCUGACCCAAAUCCUGGGCACUCUGCCCAAGGACACGAAAGUUUUCUGUGGCCACGAAUGCACCGUCAGAAACCUCAAAUUCGCCUUGAAAGUGGAGCCAGAGAAUGAAGUGGUGAAGGAGAAGCUGGCAUGGGCUAGACGGCGCGAUGACGAGGACCUGCCCACGGUGCCCUCCACGCUGCAGGAGGAGUUCCUCUACAACCCCUUCCUGCGCCUCACGGAGGAGCCUGUGCAGAGGUUCACGGGCAGGACAGAGCCUGUGGAGGUGCUGAGGGUGCUGCGCUCCCAGAGGGACAACUUCAAGAAGCCCAAGGAGAGACCCAACCCCCAGGCCGUGCUGGCCUUCGACUGGGGGCUCUUCGCACCCUUCCUGGAGAAGAAGUGACGAGUGACCCCCCGUGGUGCCAGGGCUCCCUCCUGGCUCUGCCCAGCUCGGAUUCAGCCCCAGCUGGGUCCUGGAUUUUGUCUUUAACCUGCUUGUGUGAGGCUGCUCUGCUCUGCUCCCCCUCUGACUCCUGGGGUUCCCUGGGGAGCAGCACCUGGAGCCCUUUGGGGACCCCCGGCCUUGGGGACACCCCUGGGUGCUGGCAGAGGGUCAGGACGUGGCUUGGAGCAGUCUGGGGUCAGUGCAGGAGCUGCCCAUGGGAUGGAUGCCCAUGGAUGUCCCUGUGGCUGGGGAAAGGAGCCAGGGAGAAGUGGGAUGCUCAGGGAUCUGGUGCUGUGCCCCAUGGAGUCACCAAUGCCAGGGCUUGUGUGAUGGGGCCUUUGGGAGCCCUCCUGGCCCUGCUGUCCUGCUCCAGCCACCCUGGGCCCUCUCAGGCUGGGGAUGGACACUUGGAUCCCCACAGGAAACUGGGAAGGCACUGGUGGCACUGGUAUCAGCAGUGCCCACCCAGCUCCAGCCCCGUGCUAACAAACCUCUCAUCACAGCAGGGCUUGGGUGGGGUUUCCCCCCUUUUCCCAGUUUUUCCAGUAGGUCCCACAGGGAUUUGUGUAGGGAUUUGUGACCCAGGGGUGUCCAGGUGGAGCCCAGGCUCUGCCCCAGGAGGGAUUUCCCAAGGUGAGACAGAUUUUAGAACAAAGUGCUGUCAGGCAUCUCUUGCUUUUUGCUUGUCCCAAGAUAAAAACUGGAAAAUUCUUGGUGCCAAUUCCAUGGACAUUGCCUUGUCCUCAAGAGCCAGGGAGCAGCUGGGGCUCCCAGGCCUUCCCAGCCUUCACUUUCUGCAAAAUCAGGGCUGUGUUUUAUUUAUUUUUAAGUCUAAAAAGGGAGCAGAGUUUUAUUUGCAGGUGUGGGGAAGCACUUUACACCAAUGAAGUAAUUAAUUUUUUGUUUGUUUGUUUUUUUUGUGGAGAAAAUGAGGCUUUGAUGGCAGCUCCCAGCACUGAGAUACAUUUAAUUUCAGGGAUUUUUCCUUUGUGAACUGUGAACUUCUUUGUUGCCACUGGAGUCUGGUUUGGGGCUUUUUCCUGUGCUACAAACCUGGACCAAGGGGGUUUUUUUACCUUUUAUUAAGUUAUACUUUGGAUUUCCUUCCUUGCAUGAAGGGGAAGGGUUUCUCCAGCUGCCAAAGCUCCCUUGGUACCAUGGCCUGAAUUCCUCAGUUUCCAUGAAAUGCUGGAGUUGUGGGUGUCCCCUGUGUGUUCCUUUGGAAUUUUAUUUAUCCUGGGAGCAGGGAUGUGGGUUUGAACCUGCCCUGAGCCUGCUCCACACCUCAAAGCUGGGACAAAUUCCAGCUGGAACAAAUUUCAGAGCAGGGAUGCCAGGGUGUCCUGGGUGGCUUCAGUGACCUCUGUGUCUGGGAACUGGGGAAGUGACCAAGUGUAGAGCCCUGGUAAUUUGCUUUCCAGCUAAUUUAGCUUCAUUGAUUGUGCAUUUCUGGGCUGACUCUGCUCUGCACUGAUUCCAGGCUGGAGCCUCUCCCUGCCCACAUUUCCUGCAUGGAAAAGGGAAUUCACUGGAAGCACCAAUUUGCUCCUCAGGAAGGUGGGGAGGGGGCAGCAGGGAGAGGUUGAUGCCUUAGAACACUGUGAGGUCAUUAAUGAUCAGCAGCAGCUGAAAAAAUGGAAAGCUUUUAAUUAAAAACAUGAAAAUCA
This is a messenger RNA of Oenanthe melanoleuca, 2666 nucleotides long. Its product is annotated as hydroxyacylglutathione hydrolase-like protein. The transcript has 8 exons. Lineage: Eukaryota; Metazoa; Chordata; Aves; Passeriformes; Muscicapidae. The record is from RefSeq and is a predicted model, not a curated record. Gene Ontology annotation, molecular function: hydroxyacylglutathione hydrolase activity. The coding region runs from base 109 to 957 and encodes 282 amino acids.